AUGGAUUACGGCUAUACUGUUUAUCCGGAUGAGUAUUAUGCAAAUGCUGAGGAGGAAGAAGAAGAAUGGGAUCGACAGGCUUAUCUGGACCCCAUGUGGGAAAUUCAGCAGAAGAAGACUUUCACCGCUUGGUGUAAUUCAUACUUAAGAAAAGUUCAAACUUCAAUCGAAAACAUAGAGGAAGACUUUGCUGAUGGGCUAAAACUCAUCCAGUUACUUGAAACAUUGUCUGAGGAGUCCUUACCAAAACCAGACAGGGGAAAAAUGCGUUUCCAUAAGCUAGCAAAUGUUAAUAAGGCAUUGGAAUAUAUUGAAAGUAAAGGCGUUCAACUAGUAUCAAUUGGCGCUGAAGAAAUUGUGGAUGGCAAUAUCAAAAUGACUCUUGGGAUGAUUUGGACAAUUAUUCUAAGGUUUUGUAUUCAGGAUAUCACUGUCGAAGAGAUGUCUGCUAAAGAAGGACUUUUACUCUGGUGUCAACGUAAAACCGCUCCAUACAAAAAUGUGAAUGUACAAAACUUUCAUAAUAGUUGGAAAGAUGGAUUGGCGUUUUGCGCUUUAAUACAUCGUCAUCGACCAGAUCUUAUUGACUAUUCGAAACUUUCAAAAGACAAUCCAAUACAGAAUUUGAAUUAUGCUUUCGACGUAGCUGAAAAACACUUAGAUAUCCCACGAAUGUUAGACGCGGAAGACAUGGUGAAUACAGUAAGACCAGAUGAACGAUCUGUGAUGACCUAUGUUUCAGCCUAUUAUCAUGCAUUUGCUGGCGCACAAAAGGCAGAGUCUGCGGCUAAUCGGAUUUCAAAAGUUUUAAAAACGAACCAAGAUAACGAAAAACUAAUGACAGAAUAUGAACAACUUGCUUCUGAUUUAUUGGCUUGGAUACAGCAACAAAUACCAUUCUUAAAAGAUAGAACAACUGAUGGGACAAUAUCUGGUGCACGUUUAAAACUAGAUCACUAUGGUGGUUAUCGAGCAUUUGAAAAACCUCCGAGGCUAGAAGAAAAAACCCUGCUGGAAAAUACCUACAACACACUACAAACACGAUUACGGCUAGCGAAUCGUCCUUCUUUUUUACCAACUGAAGGUCGUAUGAUAGAGGAUAUUGAUUCAGCCUGGCGACAGUUGGAAAACUACGAGAAAGGUUUUGAAGAAUGGUUAGUUUCUGAAAUUAAACGUCUUGAACAAAUCGAAUAUUUAGCUAAGAAAUUCCAUUUAAAAUGUUUAACUCAUGAGGCAUGGACUGCUGGAAAAGAUGAUGCUCUUUCACUACAAGACUAUGAAGGUGCUAGUUUAUCAACUUUACGCGCUUUGGCACAAAAGCAUGCUGCAUUUGAAAGUGAUUUAGGCGCACAUCAAAACCGAGUAGAACGUAUUGUGGCUAUUGCUGAAGAACUGAACCAACUGAAUUAUGAUAAACUUCAGUCGGUGAAUGAUCGUACACAAGCUAUCGUUGAACAAUGGGAUAAUUUGGGACGAUUAUCAGAAAUUCGUAGACAUAAAAUUCAUGGCAUUUUAGAUUUAUUGAGUCAAAUUGAUCAUCUUCACCUGUCAAUCGCCAAACGCAUUGCACCUUUUAAUAAUUGGUUAGAACAAGCAACUGAAGAUCUACAAGAUAUGUUCAUUGUUCAUAAAGUUGACGAUGUAAUGUGCCUUAUAAAUGGACAUGAAGACUUUAAGAAAACACUUCCGGCUGCACAAAAGGAAUUGAAUGGUAUACUAACAGAGAUGGAACAAGUGAAAAAACUAGUCGAAACACAUAAUUUAUCACCGAAACUAAUAGAAAAUCCAUAUACUAUGAUUGAUUUUUCAAAAUUACAGUCUAGAUGGGAUGCAAUGUAUUCAUUAAUUGAUGGAAGAGACGAUGCACUACACCAUGAACUUCAUAAACAACAAGAAAAUGACAAGAUUAAUACUCAAUUUGCUCAAAUAGCUAAUCGUUUUGGACCUUACUUGGAACAUAAUUUGGAUUUAAUUCAUUCGAUUGUCACAAAUCACAAAUUUUCACUAGAUGAUCAACUUCAACGUUUAAAUAAAGUUGAAGAAGAUUUACAAUCCUGGAAAGCAACAGUCGAUGAAUUAGAAAAACUUCAUCAAAAGCAACAGAAAUUCCUCAUCACCCAUAAUCCUUAUACACGAUAUACAAUGGAAACUCUUCGUGUUGGAUGGGAACAGUUAAAAACCAAUGUAAAACGUAGUCAAAAUGAAAUUGAAAAUAUUAUAGCCGCUAACGAUUAUCGUGGUGUCACAGAACAACAAAUUGAAGAAUGUCGUAGAUGCUUUAAUCACUUUGACCGACAAAGGACACGUAGACUAGAUCCCUUAGAUUUUAGGGCUUGUCUUGUCUCACUUGGAUUUACAAUACCUAACACAUCUCAAGGUGAAGCCGACUUUAUGCGUAUCAUGAAAACUGUUGAUCCACACUGUACCGGCUAUGUGACCUUUGAUUCAUUUAUGAAAUUUAUGUCACAACAAACAAUGGAAGCUGAUACAGCUGAACAAAUGGUUGACUCAUUUAGAACUUUAGCGGGAGACACGCCAUAUAUAACAACUGAACAACUGAGACGUGAACUUGAACCUGAAUUAGCUGAUUAUUGCAUUAAUCGAAUGAAAGCGUACAAUGGACCAGAUGUUACAAAUGGUGGAGCUUUAGAUUACACUACUUUCGCAACAAGUUUAUAUGGUGAAUCAGAAUUGUAA
Trichobilharzia regenti is the source of this 2697-nucleotide messenger RNA. The record is from the annotation of a GenBank genome assembly. NCBI's taxonomy places the organism in Eukaryota, Metazoa, Platyhelminthes, Trematoda, Strigeidida, Schistosomatidae.